This is a messenger RNA of Sus scrofa (pig), 4628 nucleotides long. Lineage: Eukaryota; Metazoa; Chordata; Mammalia; Artiodactyla; Suidae. The record is from RefSeq and is a predicted model, not a curated record.
UAUACUUCAAUUUUUAAAAGUCCAUGAAGAUAGAAAAAAUAUACUUAAAGCUUAAUAAAUGUGAUAAUUACAUAUAAAAGCAUCAUCUGAAAUACAGUAAAAUGGGAACCUAAUUGCCUAUAUAAUAUAUAUAUAUGUUAUUUUUCAGAAUCUUUUCCCUUAUAGGUUACUAUAAAAUGUUGAGUAUUAUUCUCUGUGCUAUACAGUAGGUCCUUGUUGGUUAAAUAUUUUAUAUGUAGUAGUAUUUUAUAUGUACUGAACAUUAACUCUAACCAGUCAGAGGUCUGAACAUUUAAGAGUUUCCUUAAUCUAUUACCAAGUUAUUUUCCAAUGACUCAACCAGCUAAUACUUUGGCCACAAAGGCAAUUAGGUUCCCAUUUUACUGUAUUUCAGACAACGCUUUUAAACCUUGUUAUUUUGGUAAGCAAAAUAAAUAUGCCUUCCUCACCACUUCAAACUAUGUUUCUCUGAUUAUCAAUGAAGUCAAACAUUUUAAUUUGUUUAAAAAAUUGAAUUAUUUUUGAGAUUUUUCUGUUCCUGUUCUUUAUUUUUCAGGGAUAUUCUUACUGAUUGUAGAAGUUCUUUAUAGAACAAAACUAUAGAAAUUAUGUCAUAUUAACUGUGAUAUUUGAUGUUACUCAUGAUGUUUUUGACAGAGUUAUAAAUUGAAUUUAUCAAAUUUUAACUCUCAGGAAUGCUUCAGUUUCUUUUGAUAGCAUUUAAAUUUCUUUAGAUUUCUUUAUGCACAUGCAGAUAUAGGCACUUUUAUAUUGCAUGCAUAAAGGAUAUAAAUACCAUGAUAAUAGUCUUGAAAUUUUUUACAGUAGAAAAAUACGUAACAUAAAAUGUAUCAUUCUAACUAUAUUUAAGUAUAUACAGUACACUGGCACUAGGUAAAUUUAUAUUGUUGUAUAACCAACACUACCCAACUCCAGGAACUUUUCAUCUUCCCAAACUGAAAUUCUGUACCCAUUAAAUAAUACUCUCCAUUCCUUCCUUCCUGGACAACCACAUUUUACUUUCUAUCUGUAUGAGUUUGACUACUUUAAUAUGUUAAGUGGAAUAACAAUAUUUGUCCUUCUGUGUCUAUUUUAUUUCACUUAGCACAUCAUUGUUUCAUCCAUAUUUUAACAUGUGUGAGAAUUUUAUUCCCCUUUUAAGGAUGAUUAAUAUUCCAUCAAAAUGUCUAUACCACAUUUUGAUCAUUCAUCCAUCCAUCAGAGGAAAGUUGAGUUGCUUCCACUUCUAGCUAUCUUGAAUAAUGCUUCUAUGUACAUGGGUGCACAAAAAUAGUCUUUCAAACAACACUGUUAAUCUGUACAGACACAGUCAUUGAAAUUACUUGGGAAUACUUACACAAAUUGCUGACACCUAUCAGCACACAGAUAAGCCUUCUGCACUGAAUGUUCCUUUCAAGACCUCAAAAGCCAUCUUUAUGCAUCUUAUCAAAUGUUUGUCUUGACAAUACGCUGGGAAAAUGUUAAAUAACUAGCUUAAAGGUAAGAGCUCCUGGAGAUUGAUGCUCCCCUAGAAAUGGGUAUGCAACAAAAUCCAUGUGACUUGUGAAAGCAUUAUGGGAGAUGCUCCUUGUCCUUUUGGGCCAGGGAGAGCUCAGAGUUGAAUUGGAUGUAUUAUAAAUUAGUACCUCACUUCUCUACGAUUCUUGUCUCAACAGAGAAGUCAGGAAUGGCUAAAGGAAAUCAGACCAUAAACAAUGAGUUUAUCCUUGUGGGAUUUACUGAUCACCCAGAGCUGAAGACCCUUCUGUUUGUGGUAUUCUUUGCCAUCUAUCUGAUCACCAUGGUGGGGAACCUUGGCCUGAUGAUAAUAAUUGCAAAAGAGCAUCGUCUGCACACUCCAAUGUACAUAUUUCUAGGCAACCUUGCUCUUGUGGAUUCUUGCUGUGCCUCUGCCAUUACUCCUAACAUGUUAGGGAACUUGUUUUCUGAAAACAGAAUGGUUUCCCUCUAUGAAUGCAUGGCACAAUUUUAUUUUAUUUGCACUGUUGAGACAGCAGACUGCUUUCUUCUGGCAGCAAUGGCCUAUGAUCGCUAUGUGGCCAUCUGCAACCCACUGCAGUACCACACCAUGAUGUCAAAGAAACUCUGUGUUCAGAUGACCACAGCAGCCCACAUAGCUGGAAACCUGCAUUCCAUGAUUCAUGUCGGGCUUCUAUUUAGGUUAACUUUCUGUGGCUCUAAUCACAUCAACCACCUUUACUGUGAUAUUCUUCCUUUGUACAGGCUCUCUUGUGUUGACCCUUAUGUCAAUGAACUGGUACUACUUAUCUUUGCAGGCUCAAUUCAAGUCUCUACAAUAGGUAGUGUCUUAAUAUCUUAUCUCUAUAUUCUCUUUACUAUUUUCAGAAUGAAAUCCAAAGAGGGAAGGAUCAAAGCCUUUUCCACCUGUGCAUCCCACUUUCUGUCAGUCUCAUUAUUCUAUGGAUCUCUUAUUUUCAUGUAUAUUAGACCAAAUUUGCUUGAAGAAGGGGAUAAAGAUAUAGCAGCUGCUAUUUUGUUUACAGAAGUAGUUCCUUUACUAAAUCCUUUUAUUUAUAGCCUAAGAAAUAAGGAAGUAAUAACUGUCUUAGGAAAAAUUCUGAAGGAAAAAAAAUCGCAAAAACUUUGAAACAAAUGAUAUUUACUUCAGCUUAAUGAUUUAAAUUCAGAAAAAAUUUCCAAGUGAAAUUACACAGAGAAAAUGUACAAACUACAUACAUACAUGUAAAAUAUUAAAAUGCAUCAUAAUGCCAUUAAUUUAGGCAGCAAUUUGUAAGGGAGAAAAUAUACAGGAAGAUGUAAACUGUAUCAAAUCAUGAUUCAAAAUGACAAAAAUCAAAAUCAAAUUUUGAAUUAAUUCAAGAAACAACACAGUGUGUUGCCAAGAUCAUGGAUUGCGUCAUCAUCAGGGAUUAUCAGCCCUCAAUAGAAAAGCAAAAAUUGUAUCUCAAUAAAACUGAAAAAAAAGUUUUUAAAUUGUCAGACUGACAUCUACAAGUCUGUUCUCUGUGUCAGUGAGUCUGUUUCUAUUUUGUUGAUAGCUAUACUUUAAUUUUUAAAAAGGGUAGGGAAGGAAAAAAAUAAAAAGGAAGAAAUGAAAUAAAGAAAGAGAGGGAGAGAGGGAGAGAGGGAGGGAUGGAAGGAAGGAAGGAAGGAAGGAAGGAAGGAAGGAAAAAAGAAACUAUUCAGAAGGCUAAUAUCCGUGGCAUCUGAUUAGGGUAUAAUGCUAAGUGUGAAUGUACAUUCUAUUGGGGCAAUAGAUAGAAUGUACAAACACAGACUCAAUUUCAGAAAGUUGGAUAUAAUGGAAUAAACCUAAUGAGUUGUCACUUGAGAAAGUCAGGGAUUUUGUGUUUGACAAUAAAGCUGCAGAAAUAGAAUGGAAAAAUGAUCAGGCUGAGAAAAAAAGGAAGAAAAAUAACAAAUUAGUUGUUACAAAUAGAAAGGAUAACUCUAUUAAACAUUAAGAGCCAGCCCACAUUAACAGCUUGGAGCAUGAGUGCUUCAGUUAAGCUAAAAGGGUUUAAGAGUAUGUGAACCUUCAACCAAUGAAAUCACUUACAACCAUGAGUGUCAGAGUUGCAGCAAGUGAAUUUUGAGGAAUCGGUUCCAAUAGCAUUUUGAGGGACAUUGUAGUUAAAAGAGAUGUAGUGAGGAAGUAAAGGUGCAAAGUAAAAGUGAAUAUUGUAUUUCCAAGUUGAAGUUCUUAUGCUGUUGAAUAAUUCAAGAUGGAAUGCCAAUUUUCAAGAGUAGUCAUCUUAAUAUUUAUUUAUUCCCAGAUGUACAAGCAUAAAGAUGCCAUAACAUGAAGUUCCAGACAAGCAGUCAAACCUCAUUUGGGGUCUGAAAUGAUUAUUGUCAGUGAGCUAAGCUAGACUUCUCUAGCCAGCGUCCUGAGAGGUGAGGAAGAGGCUCAGCAAUGGGGAUACUAUCAGAUUAUAUGCAGACAUGAUGAAAGUUAUGCUUGUUGAACAGUGGAUAGAGCUUAUCUAAAAUAUUUUUUUCUUCUCAUUAUUGCAAAACCUGAAGUUGUGGAAUGCAGGUAGAACUACAUGAUCUUAAUGUGACAUAAUGAAAGGAUGACUGUCCAGUUAUUUAUUCAACAUAGAUCUAUUGAGAGCCUGCCUUAUGGAAGCACUGCUCUACCUACUGGGAUAUAUCAGUUAUCAAAACACCAGGUUUCCCAUCUUCAUAGAAAAUGGAAUAUUGCCAUGAUUUGAAUGACUAACUUCUUAUCCAAAAAGGAUCUUAUCAAGUAAAACAAAAUUUCCCCCUUCCACCACUUCUUCUGAUGCUCUGAGAUCACAUCUAAAUUCCUAGAAGGCAACUGUCAGUUUGCAGCUAUGAUCCAGCCUCAACAUCUAUCGAAAGCUGAAUUUACAUGGAAAAUCAGUAUGUUGAGCAUAUUCAGAAAAGCAGUAGGAAUGCAGGUGUGGUAACUCCAAUGCCCUAACUCAUGAAUACAAAAUUGUAACUACUUAGUUUCUAUAUGUAAGCUCCAUACAAUCUAACCUAGCUCGUCCCAUAUAAUCAGACAUUUCAUGAUUUACAAUCGAGAUAUUUCAAGAUUUCCUUGGUUGUUCCAAAUUGAAACCCCAUCAGUUUAGGUUUCGCCCACUCCCACUCUA